Messenger RNA from Branchiostoma belcheri (Belcher's lancelet), 3665 nucleotides. Its product is annotated as transcription initiation factor TFIID subunit 4-like. The record is from RefSeq and is a predicted model, not a curated record. NCBI's taxonomy places the organism in Eukaryota, Metazoa, Chordata, Leptocardii, Amphioxiformes, Branchiostomatidae. The transcript has 12 exons. The coding region runs from base 117 to 3527 and encodes 1136 amino acids. Gene Ontology annotation, biological process: DNA-templated transcription; transcription initiation at RNA polymerase II promoter. Gene Ontology annotation, cellular component: transcription factor TFIID complex. Gene Ontology annotation, molecular function: protein heterodimerization activity; DNA binding; RNA polymerase II general transcription initiation factor activity.
AGAGCUACAGCUUUGUAAAUGCAGCUUACUUAUCUAGCAUUCUUUUUCACGCAAUUUGGCCAAUUUCUCAUGUUUUUCAACAAUCUGUGGAGUCCGCUAGGACAAAUGUAGGAGUCAUGAACCCAAAGCGCGCCUCGAAGGCUGUUUUCCCGUCAACCUUUUCGGCGCACGAAUUUGGCGCAUGCGUUCUUCAGUUGCACUUUUGGGAGCAUCGCAGCAAGAUGGCGACUCCUGCCAAGUCGCUGGACGAUCUUCUCAACUCAGAGGUCGAUGAGAGCGCAGUAAGUGCCUUAGUCGGGUCUCUUGAGUCCCAGUUACUCUCCCAAAGUACUGCCGCAUCCACGGGGCAAGUUUCAGGGUCCUCGACGGACGCUAAUCAUGUCAAUUCUGUGUCGGUGUCCGACGGCACUUCGCAAGGACAAAAACUAGGCUUAGCUAACAUGAACCCUAACGUUCACGGCUUGGUAAAAUCGGAACUACAGGUGGAAAAUCAGAACUCCAUGUUGAGUAUAAAACCUCCAGUCCACGCCUUGAACGCAAGUUCUGUGGUGUCUUCAACCUUGGUGAGUUCCGUAGCUAGUAGUGUUUCCAGUGGAAACGUUAGUAUGGUUUCGUCGAACAGUUUGAACUCGACCGGAUCUAACGUUAACGUUAUAGGAAACAACAUUCCAAACGCCACCAUUUCAUCAAGUUCUGCUCAACUGUCGCAAGGCCAGGCGUCUUCUAACGCAGGAGCGCCGCUGCUUGUAAACACUGCAACUAGUGCAAGUACUGCUUCGACCGUAAACUCUGCCAAUGUUUCAAAUGUGGGAGGAUCCAUCUCUGCCACUAAUGUAGGGGUGGUCCAGAAUCCUGUCGUAUCAAUAAAUGGAGGGUCGUCAAACUUCCCGCCUAACACAGUGGCAACCACAGCCAGGAGAACUCCUCCAAACAGUUCUGUACAAAACCAACCUCCACCUUUUUCUGUAAAUGUUGUUCAGCAACCAAACGGAAUGCCGUCGACUCCACACACAACAGGUGCAUCUCAAAACAAACCUCUCACCAUCACUGUAACAGUGCCCAAACCAACCACACCAACACCAAACAUCAACUCAAAAAUGACUGUUCGAGAGCAGCUCGCUGCCCAGCACAAGCUGCACGGUGCAACAGGUGCUGCAGUACAGCCAGGUGCUGCAAACGCUGGAGCAUCUGAUCAGGCCAACCCGUCAGGUGUCAAUGGUCCACAUGUAGUGAAACAAGAAUCAGGAAGUCAACAACAACCGAGCCUGGCGCCAAAUAUGGUUACUAUAGGACAAGGAGGCGGGAUCCAGCAUGGGACCCUGCAGCAAACCGGUACACAGCCAGGCCCAAUACAACCUGGGACGAUACAACAGCAGACAAUACAGCCGCAGGUGACUAUACAGCAGAGAACACUACAGCAGCCGUUGAUAAAUGUUGUAACAGCCACAACAAUCAGGAAUGCUAACCCCGGCUCGGUCACGGUGGUCCCCUCAGCACCAGGCACUCCGCAGGCACAGACCAGGCUUGUCGCCACCGUGCAGCAACCGUCCACGCAGCAGCAGCAACCGACCAGACCAACCAUCACGUCCACGCCCAUGAGAAUAACCCCGCAGCAGCCGGCUAUUGCGCCGCGGCCUCCAGGACCAAUGACGGCCACCGUUACACUUCCGCCCGGCUUCACGAUUCCCCAGGGGAUGGUUCUGGUGAAGCAGGAGAAUGGUAACCUGGCGCUGAUGCCAGCGAGUGCGCUACCCGCCAGCUUACAGCCACGUCACAACGCCAGUAAUGUACCAGGCACUGCAACAUUCAAGCUCACCACAACUCAAGGUGUACAGCCUGGUGUCAGCACACAAGUCAUCACCAGACCGGCAGGACCCACACAGCCGGCGCAGAUCAAACCAGCCCCACAGCCCACACAGAUGGUUCAGACAGCCAUCCAGCCACAGCCGGUCGCCAUGGCACAGCCCAGGAUGGUGCAGACCACACCGGGGACAGGACACAUAGCAACCACUAUCUUGCCAGGCACUGCUCGUCGUUCUUUAGGUGCAACCACGGUACCUGUCCAGCCACCUGCCCAGUCCACCCUGACCCUCACCCCGGAGGCUAUAGAGAACGUGAAGAAGUGUAAGAACUUCCUCACCACGCUGGUCAAGCUGGCCAGCAGUGGGAACCAGCCGCCCGAGGUGGUCAAGAACGUCAAGGAACUGGUGCAGAACCUUUUGGAUGCUAAGAUCGAGCCUGAGGAAUUCACCCUCAAACUGCAGACAGAGCUGAAGUCCUCCCCACAGCCAUACUUGGUUCCCUUUCUGAAGAAAAGUCUACCGUAUGUUCGACAAGCGCUGGCGAAAGGCGGUGCGAUAGGCGGCAUGCAGAUUCCUCCUCAGACAUCGUCCAUUGCACAAGCUCCUGUUGCCACGACGACAACGCUGGUGACUUCCACGUCCACCAGCCGCCAGACCGUGGUGGUGACCACACAGAGCCAACACCCACCCAACGUCAGACACCAGGCCGCCAUCAAGAUCGCACAGAUGACGGCCUUCCAACAGGCUCAGCUCAAAGCCAUGGGACAUGCCACCACCCAGGCAACCAACCACCAGCAGCGCCCAGUCCUGGUCACCACCCAGCCGACAGGUGUGCCCGGGGUACACAUCAUCCGCGGGUCUCCUGCUCAGCAGAAGGGCGGGGUCAUGAGGUUUGUACCUGGGACACCUCAGGCUAGUCACAAGGUUAAAGACUCUCCCUCAAGACCCCAGGGCAGACACCCAGGUGGACAUGCAGGCUUCUCCAGGGACGAUGAUGACAUCAAUGACGUCGCCUCCAUGGCUGGCGUCAACCUCUCAGAAGAGAGCGCCCGUAUCCUAGCAACCAACUCUGAGCUGGUGGCCACGGAGCUGAGGUCGUGUAAAGACGAGACGUUCCUGUCGUCUGCUCCUCUGAGGAAAAGAAUACUAGAAAUUGCAAGGAAACACGGUUUAGAAGACGCAAGCCCAGAUGUGGUGAGUCUGGUGUCACAUGCAGCCGAGGAGAGAUUACGCAACUUGUUAGAGAAACUCACAGUCAUAGUCAGACAUAGGAUGGAGUCUUACAAGGAUGACUCCAGGUACGAGGUGACAGGACAGGUCAGACAACAGGUGAAGUUUCUGGAGGAGUUGGACAGAUUGGAGAAGAAACGACACGACGAGCAGGAAAGAGAGAUGCUUCUCAGAGCAGCAAAGAGUCGAUCCAGACAAGAAGACCCUGAGCAGCUCAAAUUAAAACAAAAGGCCAAAGAGCUACAACAGCUGGAACUGGAGAAGAUCAGGAACCAGGAGGCCAACAUGACUGCACUCAUGGCCAUCGGCCCCCGUAAGAAGAGAAAAGUGGACUCUCCCGGACCAGGCAGCUCCUCCUCCUUCACACCUGGAGCCUCGGUGCAGCCUGUGCGGCCGCGGACCAAGCGUGCCAACCUCAGGGACCUGAUCUUCCUGCUGGAACAGGAGAAGGAGACGUGUAAAUCCAACAUGCUCUACAAGGCCUAUCUCAAAUAACAAACACUGACAGGGACCACUGUCUCUAGUUCAUCACUCCCAAAAUAUAACUAACACUAGCAGAGGUGGAGGGGGGGGGGGACCUUUGCCUCAGAAGGCCACAGCAAGUAAAUUUUAUGGAUGACAUCCUCCGUAGAC